CAAACAAAUUCCCAAGCAACAGUUAGCUUGCCAUCUGUCUCUGUUUCCCAGUUGGCUUUUGGCACGGGUCUAAUACCUUUUUGAUCUUUUGGUCCCCUCCAUCAAGUUUUAUUCCUACCGACGUAGGACACCCCUAUAAGCAACUUCGCUGGAAUUCCCCAAAAAAGUGAUAAAUUCGAUUCCCACUUCACUUGCAAGUUGCAGCUUCCAAUUUCACAGUUUUACAAUUUAAUACAUUUAUUUUAUUUGAUUUAUAUUUCUUAAAUAGUCGAGUUUAAUUCCUUUCAUUGCUUGUUUAUACUAGGAAUGAAUUAUGCAUUGCCAUUUUUCAUUAAUUUCCUCUUUCUUUCUUUUUUUUUCUGAAUUUUGAAUUGAGUCAAUAUUAAUUUAUCUUUGCAAAUCCAUAACUCUGUUUUUUCCUCUCUUCCAGAAAAGAUUUUUCUCUUUGUUUAUUUAUAUACCCACAUGGAGUGUUUUUGCUCAUUGUUUAUUCCGUUUCAGAAAGAAAUAUAAACACACGCACAGCAAAGAGAAAAGAACAAAAGGAUAAAAAAAAAAAAAAAACACAAAGCAAGAACAUGGUGUCCUACUCCUUUCCAUUGUUCUUCUCAUUGUGCCUAAUUACACUCUCUCAACUAUUCAGUUUAGCCAUUUCUAGUCCUGACCAAAUACUCCUAUCAAAAAAGAAAAUUAGUCAUAAUCAAAUACCAACACCUCCAUUGCCAAUCCUCCCACUUCCAACAUUUUCCCAAUUGAAAUGGCAGCAGAGAGAGGUCAUAAUGUUCCUCCACUUUGGGGUAAACACAUUUACCGACUCCGAAUGGGGUACCGGGCACGAAAACCCGGCCAUAUUCAACCCAAUCGGGCUGGAUGCAACCCAGUGGGCCAAAACCGCAGCGGAUGCUGGAAUAUCAUUGAUGAUCCUGACUGCAAAACACCAUGAUGGUUUCUGUUUAUGGCCUUCUAAAUACACCGACCACUCUGUUGUGGAAAGUAGUUGGAAAAAUGGUCACGGUGAUGUUGUUCAAGAGCUUGUCAAUGCCGCUAAGGACUAUGGGAUCGACGUGGGGCUGUAUCUCUCGCCGUGGGAUCGACAUGAUUCGAGAUACGGUUAUGAUUUAGCUUACAAUGAGUACUACUUGGCUCAACUCCAGGAGCUGUUAAGCAAUUAUGGAAGUGUAAGAGAAAUUUGGUUCGAUGGUGCAAAGGGUAAAAAUGCACCAAACAUGUCUUAUUACUUUGAUGAUUGGAUGGCUAUGGUGAAGCAGUUGCAGAGCUCCAUCAAUAUAUUUUCCGACGCCGGACCGGAUGUUAGGUGGGUCGGAAAUGAGAAUGGGUUCGCCGGAACCACCUCUUGGUCCACCAUCAAUCGAACCUCACUAUCAAUCGGAAACGCAAGCAUUGUAGAAUAUCUUAGUACCGGUGAUCCAUAUGGAAGAGAUUGGUUGCCGGCAGAGUGCGACGUUUCAAUUAGAAACGGUUGGUUUUGGCACAAAUCAGAAUCGCCAAAGAAUCUAACCCAACUACUUGAAAUUUACUACAAUUCAGUUGGAAGAAAUUGUUUGCUACUAUUCAAUGUGCCUCCUAAUACCACAGGGCUUAUAUCCCAAGUGGAUGUUCAACGACUGAAAGAAUUUAGAAGCGCUAUUGACACCAUAUUCUCUAUUAAUUUGGCAGAGAAAUGUGACAUCAAUUCUAGUAGCCAAAGAGGGGGCAAAAAUGGUGGUUUUGGACCCGAAAAUGUGAUAGAUAGUGACCAUUUGUGGACUUAUUGGGCUCCAAGUGAUGGUAAAAAAAACGAGCAUUGGAUUGAAUUCAGAAGCAAUGAUCAAGGGCUGAGAUUCAAUGUUAUUAGGAUUCAAGAAGCAAUUGGGCUAGGUCAGAGGAUCAAACAGCAUGAAAUUUACGUGGAUGAUGAAUGUGUAGCAAAAGGAACCACAGUGGGGUAUAAGAGGCUCCAUAGGCUUGAAAAGGGAGUUGUCCAUGGCCAAAUUGUGAGAAUCAGAAUCAAAGAAUCGAGAGGGGUGCCUUUGAUAUCCUCCAUUGGUCUACAUUUUGAUCCCUUUUGGCAUCCACAUGCCCAGCUUUCUAUACAAGAAGUGGCUGGUCCAAAUAAUACCCAAAUGCAUCAUCCAAAAGAACCUUAGUGAAUUUGUUUUUAAAUAAAACAGUUUAUGGGAUUUUCAUUGCCCUUGUUCUGCUUGAAAUUAAUUGUACAAUAGCAAAGUGGGUGAUUACAUACAUAAUAACUGUUGCUUCUUCAGUUCUUCUUUUCCCUUUUUAUCCUCCUCUUUUGUUUCUCUUCGUAACAUCUCAAUUUGAAGUGUAAACCACAUACGUACCAAAGGGAAAUUAUUAUUAUUA
Messenger RNA from Ziziphus jujuba (common jujube), 2364 nucleotides. RefSeq names its product alpha-L-fucosidase 1. The coding region runs from base 579 to 2147 and encodes 522 amino acids. The record is from RefSeq and is a predicted model, not a curated record. NCBI's taxonomy places the organism in Eukaryota, Viridiplantae, Streptophyta, Magnoliopsida, Rosales, Rhamnaceae. Gene Ontology annotation, biological process: fucose metabolic process; glycoside catabolic process. Gene Ontology annotation, molecular function: alpha-L-fucosidase activity. Gene Ontology annotation, cellular component: lysosome. The transcript has 3 exons.